AAGAGCGUGAUUCGACAAUCAACAAGAAAAGCCACCAUGCGACCACCUCGUCCUUCCUCUUCUUCUUCAAGUUAUUCACUCGCUGCAACAAGUUUGAACAGCAGACUCCUGACGAUAUUCAAGAAAGCUCAGGAGCUUACAACUCUCUGUGAUAUCGGAGCCUGCGUUAUUCAUUACGGACCUGACGGAGAACUGAAGACAUGGCCUGAGAACAGAGACAUAGUGAGAGACUUGGCUCUCCGCUACAUCCAGUUAGACCAAGCCAAGAGACGCAAGAAAAGCGUCAAUCUUCACGAGUUCCUCAACAAGAAUAAGGAUAAGAAGACGAUGCUUAAUAAGUUCAAGAAGAGGAAUGUUGAAGAACUAAAGUAUCCAAUCUCUGAUCACUACUCUCCCGACCAAAUCUCCCAACUGAUUCAGUCCUUGGAACUAAGUUACUCGAAAUUGCAAGAAAGACGUCGUUUUCUUGCGGAAAAAGCAAAUAUGGAGGAUCGUCAACCAUCUUUAAACCCUAGCCACUUCACCAAGUACCCAGAAGAAUCUUGUGUUUAUGAUCAGAACAACUUUCAACAUCUUUGCGUUUCGGAUUACUCAGCGCUACAAGAACCUGGGUUACAUAAUUAUCAGCUGAUGCCAUAUGUUGGUUAUUAUCAGAACAUGUGUAUGGGUAACAACUUUCAAGUUCCUUGCGUUUCAGAUUACUCUUUGUUCCCACCAGAGUUACAAGAAACUGUGAGUAACUACGGGAUGAAUCAGCUGAUGCAGAACAUGUGUAUGGGUGAUACUACCAACAGCUGCAACGUUCUACAUCCUUGUCUCUCAGAUGACUUGUGUUUUGAUUUUCAGGACCCUUAUGGUGGUAACCCUAGCUUCUCUCAAGAUUUUCCAGACAUUUCUUCAAGCUAUGUUUAUGAGAAUACGCUACUUCAGGGAUGUACUCAACCAUCUCUCUAG
This is a messenger RNA of Brassica oleracea var. oleracea, 954 nucleotides long. Its product is annotated as agamous-like MADS-box protein AGL93. The record is from RefSeq and is a predicted model, not a curated record. The transcript has a single exon. NCBI's taxonomy places the organism in Eukaryota, Viridiplantae, Streptophyta, Magnoliopsida, Brassicales, Brassicaceae. Gene Ontology annotation, molecular function: protein dimerization activity; DNA binding. The coding region runs from base 37 to 954 and encodes 305 amino acids.